AUGGAUCAAAGCUCACUAGAAGCUGCUGCUAAAUCUGGAAACAUCGAUCUACUAUACGAACUAAUCCAUAAAGAUCCAUACGUUCUCGUUAAAAUCGACAACGUGCCCUUCGUUGAUACUCCUCUUCAUGUCGCAGCCGUCGCCGGGAAAACAGAGUUCGCCAUGGAAAUGAUGAACUUGAAACCCUCUUUUGCUCGGAAGCUUAACGCUGACGGACUUACGCCGUUACACCUCGCCGUCGAUCACGGUAACUUCUGGCUAGUACUUGAAGUAGUUAAGAUUGAUCCAAGCCUUGUUCGUCUUAAAGGGAGACAAGGUAUGACGCCAUUGCUAUUUGCAGUAAGUAGAAAGAAGAUCGAUCUGAUAUCAGAAUUCUUCUUGGUUUGCCCGGAAAGCAUCGUGGACGCAAACGUGGACGGAGAGAACGCUCUUCACAUCGCUGUGAAGAACAACGACCAAAGAGAAGGAUUAAUAGUCCUUAAAGUUCUCAUGGGAUGGAUCCUAAGAUUGUGUCAAAAAGAUGCAGAGUGGAUAGAGACAAGAGUCAUAAACCGAAGAGACAAAGAUGGUAACACGCCUUUACAUCUCGCAGCGUUCGAAAAUAAUCGCCAAGCUACGAAAUUGUUGUUAAAGAGUUCGAAGAUUAACGUCAACAUCGAGAACAAGAACGGUUUAACGGUUCUCGACGUUGCCGUGUUACAAAGACAAGACAAUAACAGAGGAGAUAUAGAGAGAAUGGUUAAGAGUCAUGGCGGAGAACGUUCGCUUUCUCUUGUAAAGAUCAAGACAACAUCAGAUCUACUCGGCUCGCGGCUUACAUGGGCAGAAUCGAGGCGGACGAAGAUGAUUCGGUCUUAUUCUUGGAUCUCUGAAGAAAGAAGAAACGCCCUUUUAGUGGUCGCCACUCUUAUAAUCACAGCUACUUAUCAGACCGUUCUCCAGCCUCCCGGGGGAGUUUCUGACAGCGGUGAAAGCGGUGGUGCAAUCAGCGGUGAAAGCCAGGGGAAAGUGGGCUCGGCGGUUAUGGCAGAGGCAUACUUUAUCUUGUUAUGGCUAUGGAACAGUGUGGGUUUCUACUUAGCCAUGGGACUGACGCUGCGUUUGUUGAGUUUAGGGCAAGAGAGUAUGUUUUGGUAUUAUCCUCUGUUCGUUCCUUUGUUCGCGGCUUACUAUGUGGCAGGGGAAGUGAUAUCGCCAAACUCGAGAGCACUUACGAUAGGACAGGUCGGUUCGGUCGUGGUUCUGGCGAUUUGGUGGUUGGUAGUCAGGUUUUGGGAAUGGAUACAAUCUAAGCGAACCAAGAUGCGUGGACCAAAGAGUGGACUUGUGUGGGAAGGUUUCACUACGUUAGAUCAAGCUAGAGGUGUUGCGCCUAAACAAUAUGUGAUAAGGUGA
This is a messenger RNA of Thlaspi arvense, 1395 nucleotides long. Lineage: Eukaryota; Viridiplantae; Streptophyta; Magnoliopsida; Brassicales; Brassicaceae. The record is from the annotation of a GenBank genome assembly.